AUGGAUCACCAACAAUUUUUUUUUGAUAACACUAGAGGUCAUGUUAUCAGUGAGGCAAAUGAUAACAUCAAACAUUGGUACAACAUUCAGGAAAGUUUCUGGAAGACUAUGAGCAGAGAUCAAAGUAUUGAGCUUGGGGAUAGAAAUACCAAAUUCUUUCGUGAUUCUGCUAGGAAAAGGAUGAAAAGAAAUAAGAUUGAUGCCAUUCAAAAUGCCAAAGGUGAUUGGUUAUCUGACAACUCUGCUAUCACUGCCUGCUUCACAGAUCAGUUCAAAAACAUGAACACUGCUGAACCUACCAAUCUAAACCCUGAUAUCAUCAACCUCAUACCCACUACUACAACUCAAGCUGAGAAUGAACAUCUUCUAUCCAUUCCUGAUGCCUUGGAAAUCAAGACAAUGUUUUUUAAUAUGGAAGGUGAUAAAGCUCAUGGUCCUAACGGAUUCCCACCAAAUUUAUUUCAAGCCAAUUGGGACAUUAUUGGUAAUGAUCUACUAAGCAUGGUUCAAAACUUCUUCAACUCUGGUUUCAUUCUGUCUGAAAUGAACUCUACUUUCAUCUCUCUUAUACCCAAAACUGAAUCCCAGAUUAGUCCUGUCCACUUCAGACCUCUAUCCCUCUUGGAAAAUGGUGGCCAGCUUAUUCAUCAGCGCAUUUCUACUAGAGAAAUGGCAGUUCUAGUCAAUGGUUCUCCUGGAGAGUUCUUUAAACCCUCUAGAGGUCUCAGACAGGAAGAUCCUCUAUUUCCUUAUCUCUUUCUCUUAUGUAUGGAAUCCCUCUCUAGAAACUUAAUGCAAGCAGGGCAUGAUGGUUUUAUCCAUGGCAUUAGUAUUUGUAUUGAUGCUCCUUCUAGCAAUCAUCUUCUCUUUGCUGAUGACUUCUUAGUCUUAUGCAAAGCCAACAUGCAGGAAUGCACCAACUUAAUCAACAUCUUCAACUCCUUCAUUGCUUCUUCAGGCCAAAUGAUCAAUUUCUCCAAAUCUAGUAUUUUCUUUAGCAAAAACACCGAUCCUGCUAUUGCUAACAACAUUAGAAACUUCAUGCAAGUUCAAAAAAUUGAUUCUAAAGAUAAUUAUCUGGGUUCCCCUUUAUUCACCAAUAAGAGAAAAAUCCAAGCCUUCAAACCUUGUAUUGACAAGCUCAAAUUCAGACUAGCUGGAUGGAAAAGUGAAAAUCUAUCUCCUAUUCACAUAGUUACAAUGAUAUCCAGUGUAACCUCCACCUCUACCAUUUAUCAAAUGAAUUGUCCAAGAUUCCUAAGAACAUGUCAGGAGAUUAACAAACUUCAAAGAAAUUUUCUAUGGAAAAAAGAUCCUGAAAAACCUAAAGAUUUGUUAUACAUUAUUGUUUCCAUGUGUCUCCAAAGUGAUACUCUUGGAGCUGAUAAAGGCUAUAUAUUUCGUUAUGAAAGGACUAUGUAA
Messenger RNA from Papaver somniferum (opium poppy), 1422 nucleotides. RefSeq lists its product as uncharacterized. Lineage: Eukaryota; Viridiplantae; Streptophyta; Magnoliopsida; Ranunculales; Papaveraceae. Bases 1 to 1422 code for a protein of 473 amino acids. The transcript has 2 exons. The record is from RefSeq and is a predicted model, not a curated record.